UAAGUUCCAUAGACCGCAUAUAUUAGCUCUUUUCCCGGGUUGUGCCAUAGGACGUGGGUACUUGACUCAGGGAUUGUUAGAUACAAAGUGGUGCUGAUACACGGGUCUAAAAGGUAAACAUGUCUAAGGGACCAGCAGUUGGUAUUGAUUUGGGAACCACCUAUUCAUGUGUUGGUGUGUUCCAGCAUGGCAAAGUCGAAAUCAUUGCCAAUGACCAGGGCAAUAGGACCACUCCAAGUUAUGUAGCUUUUACUGACACUGAAAGGUUGAUAGGAGAUGCUGCCAAGAACCAAGUGGCAAUGAACCCCACUAAUACGGUGUUCGAUGCCAAAAGAUUGAUUGGGCGAAGAUUUGAUGAUUCAGUUGUGCAGUCUGAUAUGAAGCACUGGCCUUUCACAGUUGUUAGUGAUUCUGGCCGACCUAAAGUUCAAGUUGAAUACAAAGGAGAGACCAAAACUUUCUACCCUGAGGAAAUUUCUUCGAUGGUCCUAACAAAAAUGAAGGAAAUUGCCGAAGCUUAUCUGGGGAAAUCUGUUAACAAUGCAGUCAUCACUGUGCCAGCUUACUUCAAUGAUUCUCAGCGUCAAGCUACCAAGGAUGCAGGAACGAUUUCUGGUCUAAAUGUUCUACGUAUCAUUAAUGAGCCAACGGCUGCUGCCAUUGCUUAUGGCUUGGAUAAAAAGGUAGGAGCUGAGAGAAAUGUGCUCAUUUUUGACCUUGGUGGUGGCACUUUUGAUGUGUCUAUAUUGACCAUUGAAGAUGGCAUCUUUGAAGUGAAAUCCACUGCAGGCGAUACCCACUUGGGUGGAGAAGACUUUGACAAUCGUAUGGUCAACCACUUCAUUGCAGAGUUCAAGCGCAAGUACAAGAAGGACAUUAGUGACAACAAGAGAGCCGUUCGCCGUCUCCGCACCGCUUGUGAGAGAGCAAAGCGUACCCUAUCCUCUAGCACCCAGGCCAGUAUUGAAAUCGACUCCCUCUAUGAGGGCAUUGAUUUCUAUACCUCCAUUACCAGGGCUCGUUUUGAAGAGCUCAAUGCUGAUCUUUUCCGUGGUACCCUGGACCCAGUAGAGAAGUCUCUGCGUGAUGCCAAGCUGGAUAAGGCUCAGAUUCAUGAUAUUGUGCUUGUUGGGGGCUCAACUCGCAUUCCCAAAAUCCAAAAGCUUUUGCAGGACUUCUUCAAUGGAAAAGAGCUAAACAAGAGCAUCAACCCUGAUGAGGCUGUUGCAUAUGGAGCAGCUGUACAAGCUGCUAUCUUAUCUGGAGACAAGUCUGAAAAUGUUCAGGACCUCCUGCUCCUGGAUGUCACUCCCCUGUCACUUGGAAUUGAGACUGCUGGUGGUGUCAUGACUGCUCUAAUUAAACGUAAUACUACUAUUCCAACUAAGCAGACCCAGACUUUCACUACUUACUCGGACAACCAACCUGGUGUGCUCAUUCAGGUGUUUGAAGGGGAAAGAGCCAUGACUAAAGACAACAACCUGUUGGGCAAGUUUGAGUUGACUGGUAUUCCUCCAGCCCCCAGAGGUGUGCCUCAGAUUGAAGUAACAUUUGAUAUCGAUGCCAAUGGUAUACUGAAUGUGUCUGCAGUAGACAAGAGUACUGGCAAAGAGAACAAGAUCACAAUCACCAAUGACAAAGGUCGACUAAGCAAGGAAGACAUUGAACGUAUGGUCCAGGAGGCAGAAAAGUACAAGGCUGAGGAUGAUGUUCAGCGUGAGAAAGUGUCUUCUAAGAAUUCUUUGGAGUCUUACGCUUUCAACAUGAAGUCCACGGUGGAAGAUGAAAAACUAAAAGGCAAAAUAAGUGAUGAUGAUAAGCAGAAAAUUUUGGACAAGUGCAAUGAAAUAAUUAACUGGCUGGAUAAGAACCAGACUGCAGAAAAAGAGGAGUAUGAACACCAGCAAAAAGAGCUGGAGAAAGUGUGUAACCCAAUUAUCACAAAGAUGUACCAGAGUGCUGGAGGCAUGCCUGGAGGAAUGCCUGAAGGAAUGCCUGGUGGAUUCCCAGGAGCUGGGGCAUCUUCUGGAGGUGGAUCAUCUGGACCAACCAUUGAAGAAGUUGAUUAACUUAUUCCACUCUUACACCCUGACUACCUCUUACAUUUCAAAUUAAGAUUCUGUACAGACAUUCUGAAAUAGCUUCAUUCAUUUUGGUCUUUGUAGCAGGAGAGCAUUCUGCUGAAAACUGGAGGAAGAUCCAUUUUGGUAAUUUUGAAGAAUGUUUCAUGUAAUAACUGCACUUUCUAAUGUAUUUUAAGAAACAUUUAACAGUUAAUGACUUAACAUGGCACUUGUUUUCUUCCUGUUCCAAUGACUUUAUAAUAAAAGCAUAUUGACUAAAUA
Polypterus senegalus (gray bichir) is the source of this 2345-nucleotide messenger RNA. Its product is annotated as heat shock cognate 71 kDa protein. NCBI's taxonomy places the organism in Eukaryota, Metazoa, Chordata, Cladistia, Polypteriformes, Polypteridae. Gene Ontology annotation, biological process: vesicle-mediated transport; protein refolding; cellular response to unfolded protein. The record is from RefSeq and is a predicted model, not a curated record. Gene Ontology annotation, molecular function: ATP hydrolysis activity; heat shock protein binding; misfolded protein binding. The transcript is spliced from 9 exons. The coding region runs from base 120 to 2069 and encodes 649 amino acids. Gene Ontology annotation, cellular component: cytoplasm; nucleus; plasma membrane.